AUGUGGUUUUCCUUCUUAAGACCUAGAGAUCGAUUCUCCUUAGGCGAACUCAGGUAUCUGACUGAGCAGCUGAGGAAAAUUCAGAUAGUGAACGACACCAAUAAAGAUAUUGUUGUCGAGGCACUGAGAUCAAUCGCGGAGAUAUUAACUUAUGGAGAUCAGCAUGACCCCUUAUUUUUUGAAUUUUUUAUGGAGAAACAAAUCAUGGGAGAGUUUGUACGUAUUUUGAGGGUUAGCAAGACGGUUACAGUUUCUGUUCAGUUGUUGCAAACCAUGAGUAUUAUGAUCCAAAACCUUAAAAGUGAACAAGCCAUCUACUACUUGUUCAGUAACGAAUAUGUAAAUUAUUUGAUAACAUAUAAAUUUGACUUCCAACACGAAGAGCUUCUAUCUUACUACAUAUCCUUCUUAAGAGCUGUUAGUGGGAAACUAAACAAGCAUACAAUAUCGUUGCUUUUGAAGACCGAGAACGAUGUAGUAGUUUCUUUUCCCCUUUAUGUCGAAGGCAUACAAUUUGCAUUUCAUGAAGAGAACAUGAUACGCACUGCAGUUCGUGCCCUGACUCUUAAUGUAUAUCAUGUUGGCGAUGAAUCUGUGAAUGAUUUUGUAGUUAGUCCACCGCACACCGAGUACUUUUCAAAAUUAGUUUCAUUUUUUGAAAAGCAAUGCAUGGAUCUAAGCGCAAUGGUGUUGAACACUCUCAAGAGCCCAUCCCUAGACUCGGGUGGAAAACUGUUUGCUGCCGUUGAUGGGAUCGAGGACACCUUGUACUAUUUUAGUGAUGUUAUAUCUGCUGGCAUACCAGAUAUCGGGAGGCUGAUAACAGAUCACAUUCUGCAGCAUCUAACUCUCCCACUUCUUCUCCCGUCUUUAUGCUCCGAGGCUGUAAAUGGUAUAUCAGUCGAUCCUGUCACUUCUCUCUAUCUGCUUUGUUGCAUCCUGCGGAUAGUUAAAAUCAAAGAUUUGGCAAAUAUGACUGCUGCUACCCUUUUCUGCCCUGUAAAAGCUUUCGUAUCAAAUUCCCUAGUGAAACCUAAAAGUAGCUUGGCUCCUGAACACCUUACGUGUGGAAAUGGGCAUCCGGACAAUGGUGUUACUGAGGAGGCAGAUCGACAGUGCCCAAGCACCGCAGUCUCUGGUGAGGAUGGAAAUUCCCACGCUUGCAGUGAAGAUACUACCAAAACUAUCUUCAACAAUUCGCAUAGUACUUUUAGGGAGACAUUACUUCAGUAUAUUUCUGAGGGAGAUGAUGUGCAAGCUCAGGGUUCCUUGUUUGUGCUAGCCACUUUGUUGCAGACGAAAGAACUUGAAGAGUCGAUGCUAGAUGCUUUUGGCAUUCUUCCGCAGCGUAAGCAGCACAAAAAACUUUUGCUGCAAUCUUUGGUUGGGGAGGACUCUGGUGAAGAACAACUGUUUUCACCGCAGAAUGGUUCUAUGAGAGAUGGCUUAAGUAGCGAACUUGAUUGGUAUCUAAAGAGGUUGGAGGAGCAGUUUGGAGUAUGCUGUUCAUUGCCUGGGGCUGCAAUGUGCCCCCGUGUACAUAGACAUCAGGUGGUGGAUGCAUUGGUCAGUCUCCUGUGCCGAGAAAACAUGUCUGCGGAAACAUUAUGGGAUGGAGGUUGGCUCCUACGCCAAUUGCUUCCUUAUAGCGAGGCAGAAUUUAACCGUAAACAUCUGAAGAUGCUGAAUGUUUCGUAUGAGAAGUGUACAAGUGCACUUAUCCGGGAGAUUAAAGGUACCUGGCCUGAUCUACUCAUAACAGUACUGCUUGAUGAGUGGAAGAAGUGCAAAAGAGUGAUCGAAGCUCCAUGCCCUCAAAAGGAGCCUAAAUCUGUUCUUCUCCAGCUGGAUAGAUCCUCUUCUAAUGAUAACGCUGUUAGCGAAUCAUCAUUCACAGCAGGUGAAAAAUUGUGCGAGGUGGUGAAGGUUUUUGUGCUUCUUCAUCAACUCCAAAUCUUCUCGCUCGGUAGACCCUUGCCAGAGCAGCCACCAAUUCAUUCUCCUGCCGACAGAUCUGGAACUUCUCGUGCCACAAUUGCUGGUCUGAAUGUUUCAGUCCCCAAACCUGGCACCGAAUUGAAGCUAGUUGAUGCUGUCUCCUGUAGGAUUGCCUUUGAAAGAGGCAAGGAGCGCACUUUCUCGUUUCUAGCAUUAUCAUCUGGUGUGUCUGGGUGGAUUGUCCUUGCUGAAGAAUCACCUUCGAAGCCAGAUUUCGGAAUCGUCCGUGUUACCGCACCUUUAGCUGGCUGCAACCCCCGAAUAGAUGAAAAGCACCCAAGAUGGCUACACUUGAGAAUCCGACCAUCUACUUUACCGUUCUUGGAUCCAACAAAGCGAGGAGUCUAUGAGAAGCUCAAGGCCAAAGGUUUAGUAGAUGGGAGAUGGACAUUAGCAUUCAGGGACGAUGAUUCUUGUUACUCUGCUUACUCGAUGGUUGUCCAGGAGAUCGAUCUACAAUGCAGCGAGGUAGAAAGAAGGUUAACGCCAUUGUUUGACCUUGAAAGAAACCAUCAGGAUCAAUCAAACCUUACUUCUGAUGCCUUCUCUUCAUCAACUUCGUCUUCUUCGGGUUGA
This is a messenger RNA of Arabis nemorensis, 2574 nucleotides long. Lineage: Eukaryota; Viridiplantae; Streptophyta; Magnoliopsida; Brassicales; Brassicaceae. The record is from the annotation of a GenBank genome assembly.